CAAAGAUGUGCGCUAGUGAGGCAACCAGCUCAGUCUGUUUAGUAAUUUUAUUAACUAAGAUUAGAUUAUGAUUUUACUGCUCAUAGUAAAAGUAUUUUUAAAUGAAUCUCCCCGAAUGGGUCUUGGGAAGACAUGUAACCGUUUUAACUAUAAUAAUUAUUUUAUCUGUAUAAUGCCUUAUUCAAAUUGACUUUAUAUAUGCUGUGGGUUUGUUUAGUGUAGUGUUUGCGAAAAUAUGCAGAUUUACGCGUUAAUUUGAAUUUUGAUGAUUUGAUCCACUACGUCUACGACUGACAACACAACCCACAAGCUACAAAGUAUAUUGAAUUAAAAUUAAUUUUUCUGACACCUUCAAUGUAAUAAAUAUUUAUCGGAUAGAAUUACAAUAAUUAUUAAUAUUUGCCUAAAAACUAUACUGAAAAUGCCGCGUAAGAAAGCAGUAUUGACCUGCGCUUCUGAAGAAAUUAACAAAAAGAUUGAACUUAUGAAAGGAGCAAAUCUGCCCAAAGAGACAAUAACUUCUGACCUAAAUGAAUAUAAGUUUGAAAAGAAACCUCAUAUUAAAAUCGAAUUUGAAGAAAAUUCUCCAAAGAAACAGGUUCCUGAGGGCUUAUGGGAGCCUUCUAAUUGGCAAGAGUUUCUUUUGAAUUUGAGAAACAUGAGAGCUAAUCAUGAUGCACCAGUUGAUACAAUGGGUUGCCAUAUGUGUAUGGACGAAAAUGCUUCACCGAAGGAAAUAAGAUACCAGUCAUUAAUAUCUUUAAUGCUUUCGAGUCAAACUAAAGACCAAGUAACAUUUGCGGCUAUGGAGCGUCUAAAGCAGAGAGGCCUGACUGUAGACAAUAUCUUAGCAAUGAGCGAUGAAGAAUUAGGAACACUUAUUUAUCCUGUUGGGUUUUGGAAGACAAAAGUAAAGUACAUAAAGAAGACAACACAAACUUUGAAAGAGCAGUACAACAGUGACAUUCCUGAUUCAGCAGAAAAAUUAUGUAAGCUCAAUGGAGUAGGACCUAAAAUGGCUCACAUUUGUAUGAAGGUUGCUUGGAAUAAAGUCACAGGAAUUGGUGUAGAUACACAUGUGCAUAGAAUAAGUAAUAGAAUAGGAUGGGUCAAGAACCCAACAGCUACACCUGAGGACACAAGAAAAGCUCUACAAUCCUGGUUACCAUUUGAACUGUGGAGUGAAGUAAAUCAUUUAAUGGUGGGUUUUGGACAGACAAUAUGUUUACCCAUUGGGCCAAACUGUGAUGAAUGUUUAAAUAAAGACAUUUGUCCAUCAAGACUUAUCAAAAAGUCUCCUAAAAAGACUCCAACAAAAAAAAUUGGAGAGAAAGACGAGGAGAAACCACUGUCUACAGAAAAGACUCCAAAAAAAUCUCCUCAAAUACUUCCUAAACUAAAAAUAGAAAAGUCUCCAAUAAAUUUAAAAAGACCUAAAUCACCAACAUUACAGACAACCAAAGAAUGUAUAAUUUCACCAACAAAAAGAAAAGCUGUAAAAAAUCUCAAAGAAGAUUUAGAAUCGACAAGCAAGGACACAGUGAAACAAAAGAAUGUUAAAGAUAACCAAAAUAAACAAGAGUCCAAAAUAAAGGCCAGAAAAUCACCUAGACUAAAAACUACUGGAAUUCAGCAUACAGCUUAAUGUUUAAUUAAAAAAGGUAACCAUAUAAGAGAUAUUCAUUUUAUUUAAUAAAGGUUAUUAAUUAUGAUCAAACGUUAGUUUUGUUGAAAGUAUAGAUGAAGGAAAACAGGAUGGUUUAACAACAUUUUAAAUUAUAUCUCAGCUGGCAAAAUACCAAAUCUUUUUUAUACAAGAACUGUUGACGCAUUCUUAACAUUAACCUUAUUGUAAAAUGAUCUGAAAUCCUGUUACUUAAAUGUAAUAAUUAUUACAAUCUGUAUGAUACAUCGAGAUUAGAUAUAAUCAUGAAUAUUAUGGUAACACAAUACCUCUAUAAAUAAAUUUAAUGCUUUUUCCUAUGA
Messenger RNA from Pieris rapae (cabbage white), 1986 nucleotides. It is a transcript of the gene Nthl1, whose product is annotated as endonuclease III-like protein 1. The record is from RefSeq and is a predicted model, not a curated record. The transcript has 6 exons. Bases 422 to 1645 code for a protein of 407 amino acids. NCBI's taxonomy places the organism in Eukaryota, Metazoa, Arthropoda, Insecta, Lepidoptera, Pieridae. Gene Ontology annotation, cellular component: nucleus. Gene Ontology annotation, molecular function: oxidized pyrimidine nucleobase lesion DNA N-glycosylase activity; DNA binding; 4 iron, 4 sulfur cluster binding. Gene Ontology annotation, biological process: base-excision repair; nucleotide-excision repair; base-excision repair, AP site formation.